Messenger RNA from Poecile atricapillus (Black-capped chickadee), 4582 nucleotides. Its product is annotated as cholinephosphotransferase 1. Gene Ontology annotation, molecular function: diacylglycerol cholinephosphotransferase activity; ethanolaminephosphotransferase activity. The transcript has 8 exons. Bases 858 to 2024 code for a protein of 388 amino acids. NCBI's taxonomy places the organism in Eukaryota, Metazoa, Chordata, Aves, Passeriformes, Paridae. Gene Ontology annotation, cellular component: Golgi apparatus; endoplasmic reticulum membrane. The record is from RefSeq and is a predicted model, not a curated record. Gene Ontology annotation, biological process: phosphatidylethanolamine biosynthetic process.
CUGGAAAUUCAGGGAUACAUCUAAAAUCCUUCACAUGACCAAUUCCAAUAAUUUGAUGUACCACGAUUUCUGAAAAGGCGCAGUUGUUCUGAAGCACCCUCUCCAAGCAAGGCAAGGAGGCGAAGUAAGUCCUGUGUAACACCGUGCGCAGGUGCUCCGGAGACCAGAACUGCCCAGGCAACGGGUCUCGUCGGGGUGGUGGAGGGAUCCUUGGGUGACAGCGUGGGGUCACCUCCCUGCAGGCACGGCUGCCCCGUCCUGCUGACCGCAGGGAGGUCACCUGCUGCUCAAACCCUGCCUUUAUGUUUUGCUUCAGCAAAAAUCCUUCUGGCCACCUGCUGCGUGCACCCCCGCUGCGGCCACUAUCUGCGUGAUAAAACUUGCGAUAGGGAAAUCAGCCGAACAAGGCAAAUCCCGGCUGCGGGCGGCACUCACUCACCCCGCGGAGACGAGAGGUGCGCUCGGCCGCAGCUCCCCGGGCCAGCCCCGGCCCCGACCGCCCGCGGCCUGCGGAGGCGGCGGGACGGGCCCUGCCGGGCUCACCCCUGCCACGACCGAGGGCUUCCCCAACCAGGACACCCCCAACCCCUCACGGCGAGGCGGGGCCGGAGGAGCCGUGCCCGCUAAGGGGCUGGGGCCGUGAGGGUGUCGUGUAUUCGGGGCGAAGGAGCCAAAGCCGGCUCGGGGCCGAGGGCGUUCGCCGCGCGUUGGCCGAGGCAGGGGCGGCCGUUCCCCUCCGCCCAAGCCGCUGUUGGGCGUCGGCCUCUUCCGCCGCUGCCCCCGGCUCGGCUCAGCCCCGCCCCGAGCGGCGGCGGCGGCUCCUUGACCCCGGUGCUGUCCGUCCCGGUGGUGCGGGCAUGGUCGUGUCCUGGGCGCUGCCCGCGCCCCUCAGCCCGGCGCAGCUGAAGCGCCUGGAGGAGCACCGCUACAGCGCGGCCGGGCACUCGCUGCUGGAGCCGUGGCUGCAGCCCUACUGGGGCUGGCUGGUGGAGCAGGUCCCGCGGGGGCUGGCGCCCAACGCCAUCACCAUGGGCGGCCUCCUGCUGAACUGCCUGACGGUGCUGCCGCUCAUCGCCUGCUGCCCCAGCGCCACCGAGCAGGCACCUUUUUGGGCAUACAUCCUGGGUGCUCUAGGACUUUUUAUCUACCAGUCUUUGGAUGCCAUUGAUGGGAAGCAAGCCAGAAGAACAAACAGUAGUUCUCCUCUUGGAGAACUCUUUGAUCAUGGUUGCGACUCUAUUUCCACAGUAUUUGUUGUCCUUGGAUCCUGCAUAGCAAUCCGACUAGGAACAAAUCCUGACUGGUUGUUUUUCUGUUGUUUUGUGGGACUGUUCAUGUUCUACUCUGCUCACUGGCAGACAUAUGUAUCAGGCAUGCUAAGGUUUGGAAAAAUUGAUGUAACUGAAGUUCAGAUCGCCAUAACAAUGCUGCUCUUGAUAUCUGCCUAUGGAGGAGCAGCAAUAUGGGACUAUAAGGUCCCUUUGCUGGGCUUAGAACUGAAGUUCUUUGCCAUUAUUGGCAUCCUGUGUGGAACAGCACUUUCUUUCUUCAAUUACUUCCGUGUUAUCUUUGGUGGAGGGGUUGGAAAGAAUGGAUCUACAAUAGCAGGAACAAGUGUUCUUUCACCAGGCCUGCACAUUGGACUGCUUAUCGCUCUGGCCAUUACAAUUUAUAAAAAGUCUAAAACUCAGCUGUUUGAAAAACAUUCUUGCCUGUAUGUCUUGACAUUUGGACUUGUGAAUGCCAAAAUCUCACAGAAGCUGGUGGUGGCUCACAUGACAAAAAGUGAAAUUUCUCUUCAGGAUUCUGCAUUUAUUGGGCCAGGACUUCUGUUUUUGGACCAGUACUUCAACAGUUUCAUUGAUGAAUAUAUUGUUCUGUGGAUAGCAUUGUUCAUAUCCUUGUUUGAUAUGCUGAGAUAUGCCUGUGGUGUAUGCCUACAGAUUGCCGCUCAUCUUCAUAUACAUGUCUUCAGAAUUUCAUCUCAUCAAGCUCCUGCGCAGGUUCAAAACCAUAAUGACUGAUUAAAUAGGUCAAGAACAAGAGAAGAAGCAGUUAGGGGAAUGACACAGCCUCUCUGUUUUUUGGGAAGACAGAUUAAGCUUCUGAAGAAAACAAUUUUAUGGGAAAGUUCACUGUAUUUCAGACAUUACCAGAUGUUAGAAUUAGUAGAUACAAAGUUCUGCAGAUGCUGUUCUACUUUUGAACUAGUACAUAUUUCCCUGUGUUUCAGACCACAAAUACUACAUUUAAAAAUGUUGCCAUUUCUUGUUAGGUAACUUUAAUUCUGUACUUCUCUUCUGAUGAAUGUAGAUGCAAACCAAGGUGCUUCCAGAAUUCGAAGAGGAGUUUCAUGUUUCCCUAACCCAAUUGUCUAACCUUGUAGCAUUAGUUUCUAAAGUUUUGUUGGAACUACUCUGAAGUGGUUGUCAGAUAUACCAAUGAAUUCAAUCCUGCGUUAUUAAGACUGGUAAAGUGAGGCAGCCAUGAGGUAAAAAAUCAUUCAGUCUCUCUCCUGGUACUUCUAAGGAACAAGCUGUCAGAGCAGUAGAUAAAGGAGGUACAGCUCAGGAAAAUUUCUUCUACUUCAAAGUAUGUUACGAGUGCCUUUAGAAUUCAUGCAUUCUCUAGUAUCCAAGUACAUAACAUACUGCUACCACAUAAAACUUUAGCUUGCACUUUCUUUCAAGGCCAGUUUCUGGUUUUGUGGUCAUAGUAAAGUUAGUCUCAUUGUACUUCAUCCUCAUCUAGACUACAAGUAGCUGUGUAAGGAGAGGACUCUAACUUCAGGCACCCUAACUUGUAUCUGUAAGCCUAUGCAAGUGAAGGACAAAGUUGAUAAACUUCAAUGCCUGUGGCUCCAGCACUGCAGCCCAGCCUUCUGUAUUUCCCGCUGUGGUGUUUUUGCUGUAGCUGUGUUCACUUAUAUAACAAUUGAUUCUAUUGUCUCAUAGCUACCGCUGUACUCUAUCCAAACAAAAGAGCACAAAACUGAAUCAUAAAGUAAAACUCUCCAAAACAGGAACUCAGGCCCAAUAUCAGCUUCUCUCUUCCUUUAAGAACACUGUUAUCCACUGGGUAACAUAAUAUGUCUGAGGGCUGUUGCCAUUAUAGAAAAGCUGAAUUAACUUGUUAUCUGUAUGAAAAAAUGAUUAUUUGCACACAAACCCUAUAAGCUUAAGCUCCUUUCAAGAGGUACUAUUUGAAGAUGUUUUAUGUAAAAAUAUGUUGAAUUUAAGUGUGCAUUACUCCUUCCAGCUGCUGAUAUGUACCUGAGCUUCCAAGUUAAUGAAGUCCUUCCUGAAUUAUCCAACAAAGAAUUCCAUGGUUUGUUUUAAAAAUAUUACCACUGCAUCUUCCUACCUGCUUAUUAAUUCAAAAAUACUUUCUGAGGUGUUCAAGGAACUUUUAAAGUGGUGUAUUGUCUGCUAGUUUGGAGGGAAUAAAAUAGCAUCCACCAGCCUCCUGCCUAAGAAGAAUAUAAUGAACCUUUUGAGGGAUAACUGUAAGAGUUACUGCCAAACAACUACACUGCAAAAUGACUAAUAUCAAUUCAGAAUGAAUCCUACUACUCCUGUUUGAGGCUGGAAAUGACACAGCCUCUGCACAUGAAUUUAGCCUGAACACAGGCCAUGUUCAAAUAGAAAGGAAGAUAAUGUCUAUUUUUCUUUGGCUGAAUACUGUAAGCAAAUUAACCUCCUGAUGAAAAGACACAGGCAACAUCUCUAGAGUCAAAUGAGUGGGUUCUCCACAAUGGUGAAAACUGUGUCCUGGCAUAGUAGGUACAAAUAGUUUUGAGGAUAUGAUUGAGGUAUAUGGAUAAUAGGAAAUGAAUGGAGAAGUCACUCGGGAAACCAGAACCAUGACUGAAUAGUAACAAACAAAACCAAAACCAGGAGGUAAUGCUAACAAAUAACCACCUGCUGAAGAUCUGAAGCAGAACCUGUCACCUAUUUCACAGACUCCUGUAACUGUCCUUAGAGGGCUGAGACUCAGUAGUUACUAAUCAGCAUUGUUACUGGUUACCCAUGAGAGGCCCAUACCGCUUCAGUGUAGCAGUGUAACAUCCACAUUUGUUCCUGUCCUGAAUCCGAGCAGAGGCAGAACAAGAAGUUCUGUACUCGUUACAACCACAUAGCUGAAGUUACUGCAAGUUAGCCACCACCAAUCUGGCUUCCAGACCUGGAGAACCAUCAUCAAAUGACUUGACUCUGACCUAAAAAAAUGCUAGUAGGCUGAGAAGAAAAAUAUGGUUUUGAAACACAUUGUUAUGAUAACAUCACAUUUUGUGUGUGUGGGUGUGUGGAUGGUUUUUGUUUUAUCUACUUUUAUAUUAAAUCAAAGCAUUAAAUAUGUCGGCAACUACCUAAUUUUUAAAGGUAGAUAUUCAGGUGUUUUCUGUAAAAACAAACUGCAUGCACACUAAGCCAAUGGUUUAGUUUGUACUUAUUUACUGUAAUGAGGUACAUGAAAGAAAAAUGCUUUACCGUUAAAACUCAGGCUUCCCUAAAUUUUUAGUCAUUUGGAAUUGCAAAAAAUAAUAUUCCAUCUCAAAGGCUUGUAAUAGCCUGUACUAAAUAAA